This is a messenger RNA of Pseudonaja textilis, 1854 nucleotides long. It is a transcript of the gene NCLN, whose product is annotated as nicalin. Gene Ontology annotation, cellular component: membrane. Gene Ontology annotation, biological process: regulation of signal transduction. The record is from RefSeq and is a predicted model, not a curated record. Lineage: Eukaryota; Metazoa; Chordata; Lepidosauria; Squamata; Elapidae.
AUGCUGGAAGAGGCCGGCGAGGAAGUGCUGGGCUCGGUGCUGCUGAAGGCCUCGUGCCUGCCUCUCAGCUUCCUGCUGGUGCUGCCCGCCGUCCUGCUGUUGCUGCUGGGCCCGCCGCCGGCUUCGGCCGCCCAUGAGUUCACCGUCUACCGCAUGCAGCAGUAUGAGCUCGGGGGCCAGCCCUACGGCACCCGGAACGCCGUGUUAAACACCGAGGCGCGCACCGUAGAGGCAGAUGUGCUAAGCCGCCGCUGUGUGAUGAUCCGGUUGAUGGACUUCUCCUAUGAACAGUAUCAGAAAGCUCUUCGCCAGUCGGCCGGCGCCGUGGUGAUCAUCCUGCCGCACAACAUGGCAUCGGUGCCUCAGGAUAUCAUCCGGCAAUUCAUGGAGAUUGAGCCAGAGAUGUUGGCCAUGGAGACCAUUGUGCCCGUCUACUUCGCCAAGGAGGACGAUGAGCUGCUCUCCAUCUAUGAGCAGACCCAGGCCGCUUCGGCCUCGCAGGGCACGGCCUCGGCUGCCGAAGUUCUUUUGCACACCGCAACGGCCAAUGGCUUCCAGAUGGUGACCAGCGGAGCUCAGAGUAAAGCCGUCAACGAUUGGCUCAUCACAAGUAUAGAAGGGCGGCUGACAGGCCUGGGAGGAGAAGACCUGCCCACCAUUGUGCUAGUUGCUCAUUACGACUCUUUUGGAGUUGCACCGUGGCUGUCCCACGGGGCUGACUCCAACGGCAGCGGGGUCGCGGUACUCUUAGAACUGGCCAGGUUGUUCUCCCGGCUCUACACGUACAAGAGGACCCACGCUGCGUACAACCUGCUGUUCUUUGCAUCCGGAGGCGGCAAGUUUAACUAUCAGGGGACGAAGAGGUGGCUGGAAGACAACCUGGACCACACAGAUUUCAGCCUGCUGCAAGAUAAUGUGGCAUUUGUCCUCUGCCUGGACACGCUGGGUAGAGGCAACAGUCUUCACCUACACGUCUCAAAGCCUCCCAAAGAAGGGACCCUCCAGCACACCUUUCUGAAGGAGCUGGAACAGGUCAUUGCCCACCAUUUCCCAGAGGUGAGGUUCUCCAUGGUGCACAAGAAGAUCAACCUGGCCGAAGACAUGCUGGCCUGGGAGCACGAACGCUUUGCCAUCCGUCGCCUCCCGGCCUUCACAGUUUCUCACCUGGAGAGCCACCGCGACGGCCUGCGCAACAGCAUCAUGGACGUCAGGUCAGCUGCUGGGCCACGGGUGAACCUCCACAUCCUAACCCGGAACACCCGGAUCAUUGUCGAAGCUCUGACAAGGGUGGUCUACAACUUAACAGAGAAGGGCGUGCCUGCUGACCUCCAAAUCUUCACUGAACAUAUGCAGAUUCAGCAGGAGCAAAUGGAGUCGGUGAUGGACUGGCUGAGCAGUCAACCGAGGGCUGCCCAGCUGGUGGACAAAGACAGCACCUUCAUCAACACCCUGGAGUACUACCUGAGCCGCUACCUGAAAGACGUCAAGCAGCAUUACGUGAAGGCAGACAAGCGGGAUCCUGAAUUUGUUUUCUAUGACCAGCUGAAGCAAGUAAUGAACGCGUAUAGGGUCAAGCCGGCCAUCUUCGACCUGCUCCUGGCUCUCUGCAUAGCAGCCUACCUUGGCGUGGCAUACAUCGCUGUCCAGCAUUUCGGCCUCCUUUACAAGCUGGUCCAAAGGGUCUCUCGGAAAUCCAAACAGCAAUGAAAGCAGAAAAGCCCGGAAAUCUUCUCCUGGUGUCGUUUCUUCCUCCGUUGGAUCCUGCUUCUCCUCUUCUUCCUGCUCCUCCUCCUCUCCUUGCCGGGAGCAGGACGCAAAAGCUCGAGAUGGUAAACCAAUAAAACACAAACAGAA